Orbilia oligospora ATCC 24927 is the source of this 2133-nucleotide messenger RNA. RefSeq lists its product as uncharacterized. The transcript has 5 exons. The coding region runs from base 1 to 2133 and encodes 710 amino acids. Lineage: Eukaryota; Fungi; Ascomycota; Orbiliomycetes; Orbiliales; Orbiliaceae. The record is from RefSeq and is a predicted model, not a curated record.
AUGGCGCCCCCAGCCUAUCCUCCCCUACCACCCGACUAUGAGCUCUUUGGCUUCCUGUCAGAAGAGGAGGCCCUAGUAGACGAAGAUAUUCUAUUUGAAGCCCCGCUGAGCGACUACGAUUUAGAAGAGGGCUUUGGCCCUGUCGCUCUCCCAUACCUCCCAGGAAACUUGCACGAAGUUCCGGGCCUCACAACAUCCCCAGGGUCAUCUGCUGAAGUUGAUCUGGGGCCUGCUUAUUAUGGUCCUCGCAACCUAGCGUCUAGCCCCGAGACUGCUCAUCUAAUAUCUUUAACCAUGGCUAAACCCGGUCUAAUUCUUGAGAUUGAUACCCAUCUUAGAGUUCUUUAUUCAUGUGCUGCCUUCCAGUAUUCCUAUUCUGGUAAGCUCGAUAUAGAAUACUUUGACGCGGUCAUUGACAAUACCGAAAACAGCUUGGUUUUAAUGCGAAACCUCGCUGUCAUCCCAAGGUGCGACCUAGAGAAGGAAAAGUUUAUCUCUAAAAUUGAAGCCACUCCCGCUUCCUGGGACCAACUUUCGAAAACUAUGCGUAGUAGUAUGUUCUACCUCCUAGCAAAGUUAUUGUCUCGCGUGUCAGCCAACCAGUUAGAAUCGUUCCAAAUGGAUGAGCCAAACACUGGUGGGGACAUCUUCCCAACUCUCCAAAGGCAACUCAGCAGCCUUAGACACCUUAGCCUCCACGAAACUUCACUUGUCUCUCAUUUUGCUGACGAGAAGGUCCCACGCAUCCUGCAAUCACUCGUCAUUCACGGGAUCAACAUCAACGUUGGGGGGCAGUUCUUAACCUUCCUUCUUCACCUUGGUAGAUAUCACAACUCUCUCAGUUACUUGUCUCUAGAUUUCGAGAAGUUGUCCUUUGAAGAAAAUGUCGAUUGGAUUGGCCUCGAGAGACACUUCAGCUCUAUUCGCGUUCUCACCAAAUUAAAAAGUCUCGUUAUCAGCAACUGCCGAGACAUGAUGGCUUUGCAAUUUUCGACUUUGGUCUUGAUUCCCUGGGCCAAACUUAAGAGGCUCAAGAUUAUCAACUGCCCAAGCACUGAAGCUGGGGGAUGUCCAGGCCUCACGCGUCGACUCCAAGUUGACAAUCUAACCCACUUAUCUUUGAUCAGAACAUGUUCCCCGGAGGACGCUGCUGCGCUCAUUCGUGGUCUUGGUGUUGGUUUACAGAGACUUCACCUUGAAUUCAGUUAUGAGCAGGGACAGAUGUCCACCGACUGUCUAAUGAAAUGCCACAGCCACACCCUUCGAUAUCUCUGGAUGGAAUCAAGCACUGGGAAGCGUUUUCGAUUGGUUGAGUCCACUACCGGUAAUGAACCACUCAUGAGCGAGUUCGCCCGAUUUAAACGUCUUCGCGAGCUUGCAAUCGCCGUUCGCUACGCUGCGAUCGAGAAAUAUGAUAUCGAGUGGGAAAACCCUCCCAAUCUUCGUAUCUUCCGUAUUCUCAACCUUGUCGAGAGAUACGUCCAUCAGACGAAAGAAAAGGAAAGAUGCAUCUGCAAAAUAGCAGAAAACUUCGCUAGAAUUCAUGAUGACGAGCUUGCAGAGUUCCACUCCCACGACCUCCAGAUCAUUAUCGUCGGCCGACACAUCAAUACUGCCCCAGACGUUGAGCCAAUCUAUUACUGGGCCAAUGUUGUUUUGUCAGACUCAGAUUCAGAUUCCUCUUCAACAAACUCCAACCCACUCGAGGGAAUGCGCUUUGGUGGAAGCGCUGUUCAUGACCAUUUUGUUUCUCCCCGAAGACGCCAAAGACACAGUACCAGGUCUCACGAACCUAGUGCCAUCCAACAACAGUCUGUCGAAUACGAUGCAGGUGACGAGGCCGAAAAGGGCGAAGAGCCCCCAUCGCCAUCCCUCCCAGGCCUUUCUGAACCAUUCGCCAGCUUGAAUCUUAGUGGACAAGAUGACGAUGAUGAGGAAAACCCAGCACUCGGAAUUCCAGACCUCCCAGAACGUGAUGAGAAAUGUUGUGUUAUCACAAGUAUCGAUGAACUCAAGACCCAGAUUCGAGAGACUACCAUCAUUGACGUCGAUCUCGAAGGGGCACCAUUUUGGGAGCAGGACGAGAUGAUUGUUGAAGCGUACUAUCCAAAUGCAGCAUACAACCCAAUUUAA